GAACGCCACCUUCUCUCCUUCGCCUCUCCGCAAAAAAAGCCAUGGCUGCGGCCACAGCACCAAGCAAGAAACGUAAACGCCAUAACGUUGAGGCAGACGAGGCCCACAAUAAGAUCACUGUGAAACUGUCCUCGCAAAAUGCUAUGGAAGUCGGACCCGUCGUAGCGAGCUUCCCGGUGCAGCCACCUCCCAAAACGUCGUUCAAAUGCUACACACGCAAGAGGUCGCGAAUCGAGGGCGAGGAGGCGACGGAGUUCGCGAGGAGGGACAUGCUCGUUGCCGGCGAGGCCGAUUCUGUUGAAUAUGCUUCCAUCGACGAGCCAGGGGCAGGUGCAGGGUGCCGGUACUACGUUGCCGUGCACGACAAGCGCACGCACACGGUCACCAUUCGCCCAGCCCCGCUGCACAUCAUGCAGCGCACCGUCAAGGCGCUCAAGGCGCUCAAGCCCGCACCUGUGGGUGCGGCGGAGCGCCUCGCGGCGCGGAACGCGUUGCAGAACACGUUCGGAACGAAGAAGGCGGUUACCCGCAUGCGGGCGCAGGAGCGGAACAGGGUCGACGUUGACGCCAUGGGCGCUGUCGCCGGUGUGCUGCAGAGCACGGUGGAGAAGAACACGGAGGCGCUGCCGACCAAAGACGAGGCGCAAGAGCUGGCAGACGCGUCGCGUCUUAUUCCGCCGUACGACGCCACGGCGACGACGCCGUCGGAGAUCUACAAGCUGUAUGCGAUCGUGCCGCAGAGCGAGCUCGACUCGAUCAGUGCCGCACCGUUCUUGAGCGCGAGCAACGGGCAGGAGAGGACCGCGCUGUUGGCCUUCAGACGGAGUAGUUGGGUGAAUCAACAUCUGAGCGCAUUGUUCAGGGACAAGGAAGACGGAAAAGGGAUCGAUAAGCGUAUAUUGAAAGUGAUCGUGUACAUCUCCGCUAUGAUCGCGUUCCGAGAAGCAACGAUGCGCGGGCGUGAUUUUGAGAAGCAAAAACUGCAGGAAUCUCAGAUGCUGAAGGCUGUCCCCGGCCCCGUGCUCGACGGCUUCCUCUCCCGAUUCGCCGAGCAGCCGCGGGGCUCAACGAAAUACCAGGUGACGAGCCAGAAGCGGGCGCUGCUCCUGGCAUAUAUGUUCGCGCUCUGCUUGCACGUCGAUAAUUUUGCGACAGAUACGUCCCUGAUCGCCAACGACCUCGCGCAGCCCACCACCAAGAUCAAUCCGAUCUUCAAGUCACUCGGGUGCAGCGUGAAGGUGCUUGGGCUGACGGAGCUGAAGAGGCUCGGGUUGCCGGACAGCGCAGCGGCGACGAAACGAGCCGUGUUGGACGUACCGUUGAAGUUCCCUGCUCCAAGGCUUAGGAGAAGGACAUAGUGUACGACGUGAUUGUUCACUCUUCCUAGGAUUGGAGUGCGAGACGUAGUAUGCUCGCAGAGUUCACCGAUUAGGCGACGCUGCGUAAUAGUCCGAGCUUGGAUGCCUAAGGGUAGUCGAGUCGUUGAUUUCAUCAUCAAAACUGUGCGGUAUGCUCUAUUUCCAUUUGAAAAUUCCAGGCCAU
Messenger RNA from Punctularia strigosozonata HHB-11173 SS5, 1542 nucleotides. Its product is annotated as RNA polymerase I associated factor A49-like protein. Gene Ontology annotation, cellular component: RNA polymerase I complex. Gene Ontology annotation, biological process: RNA polymerase I preinitiation complex assembly; nucleolar large rRNA transcription by RNA polymerase I; transcription elongation by RNA polymerase I. The record is from RefSeq and is a predicted model, not a curated record. Gene Ontology annotation, molecular function: DNA binding. The transcript is spliced from 7 exons. Lineage: Eukaryota; Fungi; Basidiomycota; Agaricomycetes; Corticiales; Punctulariaceae. The coding region runs from base 42 to 1358 and encodes 438 amino acids.